AUGGAUGACGAUUACGGCGCCGACGAUGAGCUUUUAGCCGCCAUGGCCGCGGCAGAUGCAGCGCCUGUCGCACGACCAAUUCAACAACCCACGCCUGCAAAGAUCCAGCAACCCACGCCGCAACGUCUUGAUAAAGCACCCCCUUCUGCCUCGAGUGCUGGAAAAGUGGUACAGCCAACCCCUCAGGCUCUUCCUCAGAAGCAAUCGGGCUCGACAAUCUUGGUGUCUCCGCGCCAGCGAGGAAAUCCAGUUCUUACGAGCAUUCGAUCCAUGCCGUGGGAGUACAGUGACAUCCCGGCCGACUAUGUCCUAGGCUUGGGUACCUGCGCUUUGUUUCUCAGUCUCAAGUACCAUCGUCUUCAUCCUGAGUACAUCUACACACGAAUCCGCAAUCUUCAAGGCAAAUACAACCUACGCAUUCUCCUUACCAUGGUCGACAUUCCCAACCACGAAGCCUCACUCAAAGAACUCUCCAAGACAUCUCUCAUCAACAACGUGACUCUCAUCCUCUGCUGGUCCGCCGCUGAAGCCGCCCGUUACAUCGAACUAUAUAAAAGCUACGAGAAUGCCACCUUUGGCGCCAUCCGCGGUCAACAGCCAUCCAGCUAUGGCGAAAAGCUGGUCGAGUUUGUUACAGUGCCGAGAAGUUUAAAUAAGUCAGAUGCGGUCGCCGUAGUAAGCAACUUCGGCAGCCUGAAGAAUGCCAUCAAUGCCGACCCGGAGCAGCUUGGUAUGCUCAAUGGCUGGGGCGGCAUCAAAGUAAAACGAUGGGUAUCUGCGGUAGAGGAGCCGUUCCGGGUCAAAAAGGCUGCCAAGAGAGGCGCAAAGGCUUCGGAGCGAACGGCAAGACUUGAUCAUGCUGUGCCCCUGUCACGUAUACCACUUCGUGAUAUGCCAACCGCUGGCUCGUCGUCACGCCCGUCUCCCGCUAUAGAAACGCCUCCUGCGACGGGGUCAACCGGCCAAGCAUCGAAGCAAUUCCAGUUUAUGGAUAAUACUGACGACGAGGACGACGAGGACGACGAAGAGGCCAUGCUUGCGGCUGCUAUCGAGGCUUCUAAGAAGACCGCCCAGACAGAAGAGGCCAGCCGUACGAGUCAGACAGAUAAUGACGACCAACUUAGCGGAGGUAUUGCUGCGGCUUUGGCAAGACUGAGAGAAAAAGACUGA
Fusarium sp. VM40 is the source of this 1170-nucleotide messenger RNA. Lineage: Eukaryota; Fungi; Ascomycota; Sordariomycetes; Hypocreales; Nectriaceae. The record is from the annotation of a GenBank genome assembly.